AUGGCGACUCUUAGAACAGCUGCGCGACGCCUUGUACUUGGCCAGUCCUUUGCAAAGCCAAUUGUAUCGUUUCAGAGCCAUCGUUCCCUUAUGACCCUCCCAUCAUUCUCUCUCGAGGGCAAGACAUGUGUCGUAACGGGCGCAGCUCGAGGCAUAGGAAAAGAGUUCUUGACAGCGUUUGCUCUCAGCGGUGCAAGGGGAGCAUGCGUUGAUCUAUCUUUACAAAGUGGUAAAGACUCGAUCGCCCAUAUUAAAGAGCAUAUCUCCAGCCAGCCCACAGUCUCUAAUUCUUACGACCCGGAACUACGUGCCUAUAGCUGCGACGUUACUUCAGAGUCAGAAGUUCAAGAAACGUGGAAAUCUAUUGUUAAAGAUUUUGGGAAGGUUGAUGUCGUGGUCACUGCUGCCGGGAUCGUGGCGAACUACGAGGCCGAGAACUAUCCGUAUGAUCGGUGGAAGAACAUGAUUGACGUCAACCUCAAUGGCAGUUUUCUUUUUGCUCGAGAAGCGGGCAAGUAUUGGAUAAAUCAGAAAUUGAAAGGGAAUCUGAUAUUGGUGUCGAGUAUGAGCGCUUCGAUCUGUGUCCGUCCACAAAAGCAGGCAGCAUACAAUGCGUCCAAAGGAGCCGUCUCAUUACUUGGCCGUUCUCUUGCAACUGAAUGGGCCGACAAGGGCAUCAGAGUCAACAGUCUCUGCCCCGGUUAUAUGAAGACUGAUUUGAUCAUCGGAUUACUAGAACAUGAAGGUCAGGAAAUUGAAGACAAUUGGGUCAAGGAUAUUCCAAUGGGACGACUGGGUCACCCAAGCGAACUUCAAGGGACGGUUGUCUGGAUGGCGAGUGACGCGUCCAGCUAUCUAAAUGGUAGUGAUAUUGUGUAA
This is a messenger RNA of Venustampulla echinocandica, 879 nucleotides long. RefSeq lists its product as uncharacterized. Gene Ontology annotation, cellular component: intracellular anatomical structure. Lineage: Eukaryota; Fungi; Ascomycota; Leotiomycetes; Helotiales; Pleuroascaceae. Bases 1 to 879 code for a protein of 292 amino acids. Gene Ontology annotation, molecular function: oxidoreductase activity, acting on NAD(P)H, oxygen as acceptor. The record is from RefSeq and is a predicted model, not a curated record. The transcript has 4 exons.